Molecule: messenger RNA, 669 nt
Organism: Encephalitozoon hellem ATCC 50504
Lineage: Eukaryota; Fungi; Microsporidia; Unikaryonidae
Exons: 1
Coding region: 1-669 (222 amino acids)
Biological process (GO): sterol metabolic process; intracellular sterol transport; sphingolipid metabolic process
Cellular component (GO): cortical endoplasmic reticulum; Golgi apparatus
Source: RefSeq, a predicted model, not a curated record
AUGUAUGUGUGUAUAGAAUGUGGGUGCAGGGCAAAACAAUUGUUUCUCAAGAAUUCCUCUGCCAAGCAGAUUUCGAAAUGCCUGGUAUGCUGCAAGAAGAUGGACAGAUACUUUGAGCUGAAUGGCCUGAUGAAGCUUAUAGACCUUCUCUUGCUCAAAAGGAGAAUCUUCAGACACUACCUCUUCAACAACAAAAAGGACUUCACCGGGGGCGCUCUGCUCAUGUUGGUCGUCAGGGUGCUUACCGGGCCCAUGCUUCGGCACCAUGAUGCCCUUAGGCUUCUUCUUUCUGGAGAAGGCCUGGGGAAGGCUGUUUCAGUUGAUGCAAUAUCCAUUGUCUUCAGAGAUGCUGUGGAGAGUCUCAUGGAGACCGGGCUUCUUCUAGUAUUAUCGUUCACUGUGUUCCACAGGCGUGCCGGAUUCAUAAAGCUAUCCAGUGCGCUUCUACUCUCAAGCUUCUACUACUUGUUUGUAUUCAUCAUGAUAAUGUGGAGGUAUCAGUGGGAGGAAUACCUGCCGGUCAUAGACUUUCUCUGCAUAGCAUCGAAUUCCAUUGUGGUCUCAGAGAUGUGCCUGGUGAGGAAUGAGACGGCAGCCGGAUGUUUGUAUGGAUGUAAAAUCGCCACAGGUUUACUGUGCAAAAGAAUUCUCGGGUCUAUUGGAUUAUAA